Messenger RNA from Durusdinium trenchii, 1804 nucleotides. Lineage: Eukaryota; Dinophyceae; Suessiales; Symbiodiniaceae. The record is from the annotation of a GenBank genome assembly.
UCCAGGAGUGGACACAUGCUGAAGAAUCAGACCUACUAUACCAGCAAGCCGAAGCAGAAUCUCUGGGACAACCCCACGCACGCGGGACCCAAGACCUGGAACACCUUCCAUGGGCCGCGCUUGCGCACGGAUGCUGAGUUGAUGGAGCGCAUGGAUCGGGCCGAGGAUGUGAAUGAGGAGUGGGAAGCGAAGAAGGCCUUUGUGAAUACCGUCAGAGUGCAGACCUUGGAUCGCUUCUACAGCAAGAAGGUGGAAAACGAGCAGAAAGAGAUGGCUUCGACCUGGGCGCCCCAUCGCCGGGAUCGCGCCGAGUAUCACAAGUACCAUGAUACACUGGGAUCGAACUUGGAUAAUAUGCCCGUGAAGGAACUCAAGAAGGUUCUCACACCUUUCGUGCUUCAUCGUGAUCGGGAAGCCAUCAAUGCGAUCACCAAACGCAUCCAUUCGGAGGAGAAGUGGAAGAAGCUCUGGAAAGAGAUGGAGUUGGCACGGAGGGCUGAAACCUUGAGAGAGAUGGACCAUAGCAGGACUUACAAUGCGAUGCUCAUGGAGCUUGCUGGACAACAGCGAAUCCAUCUUCCACUGGAGCCACACUUGAGAUGCUCUCCCCGUGUGGAUCAGCUGGCGCGCCCGGCGGAUCUCAAGCCUCCGGAGGAUAUCACUCAGCGCACGGACUUCGCCGGCUUGUUUCAUGUGGACCACCGGCAUGCGAUGGAAGCGCGCUUCCCGGGGUCUGGACAUGCCAUGACGGUGAAAUUCACCGCGGAGGCCACGCAGAGGAGCAGACCGGACUUUUUAGAGAAGGCCUCAGAUCCUCCAGCUCAACCACCAGAAGUGGACAAGAAAGCGGCCAAGGAUAUGCACCGGAAAUUGGUGAGACAAGCUAGCAUCCCGGUGAGCAAGCAGCGCCUCCAAACGGUCAGCAGCACGCGGCGGGAGGACCCCUCCGCCUUGGCGGAGCACUCCACGCAGCAGUUCCUGCCCGCGGCCGCGCCUCCACCGCCAGAUCAAGGGCGCAUGCGGCUGAAGGACGCCAAUGCUCCAAAUAAGCUGCACAUGAGCUUGGACUUCCUGAAGCGGUCAGACACCAGCAGCAGUCUGAAGGACGCCUCUCCGAAGUCGGUGAAUCUGGAUUUAUCGCCCCCGGCGCGGCCCAUGGUGUAUCCCGUGAGUGUUCCCAACGUCGAAGAGCACAUGCCAAUGCCGAACUGGCGCCCCAAGCGUAGCCAUGGUGCUCUUGCCGCAGCAUCGCCCAAGGCCAAAGCUGCGGGUCGAAGCGGCCCACCGGAGCGCUGGCCUCCCGUGGGCAGUCAGACUGUGGACAUUACCAUUGUAUCUGCAGCAGGCUUGCCCAAGGCCGGUCGAAAAGGUUGCUCCGACCCCCAAGUGAUCGUGGAGGUUCCGGGGAAGUCUCGGUCAACGGUCAAGACCAGCGUGGCCAGCUGAGGGGACGGAUUGGGACGGACGCACGCACGACGCCGGCCUCGACGAGUCGAGGAUUGGUCGGAUUUGGAGUUUGGAGUGAAGAGAGUGAAGGGUCAACUUGAAAAGAACAGUGGCUGCCGGAUUCUGAUACAACAUACACAGAGACAGAAAAAGGAAAAUAUACAUCAUUUAAGAUAUAUUUUGUUCAUGGGCCUUGAUUCUGCCUUUGCAGCGUUGGUGGAGGUCGCUUCACACACUGAGAGUCCGGUCUGGAAUGAACCCUUGGUAGUGCAGGGCUGGCGGCGCGGUGAGCCACUGGCGAUCUCGGUCGUCGAUGCAGAAGUCAUGGGAGGAGAUGAUCAGCUUGCUGCCAUCCAGG